UACAACUCAGUUCAAAGAACAACCGCUUAUUUUGUAAACAAACUUAUUAACAUUUAAAAUGCAAAAAUUUGUUAUUAUUGUUUAAAAAGUCUAAAAAAUAACAUUUUUCGACGGUUAAAAUGAGACUAUUUAUCUUUCUUUUCUUUGUUUUGAGUUAAAUAACCAGUGUUUUCUUGAAAAUAAAUAAAAAUGUCUCAACCCAAGAAAAGUACCUGGAAUCUGCCUUCAUUUGAUUGUCCACCUUCAAAAACGCCGGCAAAAUUGAAACGAAAUGCCUCAAUGCCAAUAAAAUCGCCAGACAGUCCACCAAAGAGGAGUUUGACGAGAAAAUAUUCCGAGGAAUUUCUAAUAAAAAAGGAAAAUAUUAGCAGUCUUGCAUUACUAAUGAAAGCUUGCUAUCCAAAUAGUUCGUCUGAUUUAGCAAUUAGUCGACAAAAACAGCAAGAAAUUUCCUCAUGGAUUGAGAGUAAAACGAGUCGUGGAAAAUCGUGUAUAUUAAUUAUUUCCGGUCCAUCGGGUUGUGGAAAAACUGCAGCGAUUCGUGUUAUUGCCAAAGAAUACAAUUUUGAUAUCACCGAAUGGAUAACACCAUUAGAUCAGCUUAUGGAUGAAAAUAAUAGAGUUAUGAGACAAGGGGACAAAUUCGAGGAGUUUUUAAUACGAGCGACUCGAUAUAAUUCAGUAUUAAGUAACAAUUCAAGACGUUUGUUGUUAAUCAAAGAAUUGCCAAAUGUUUUCUUAGAUGAUAAAGAAGGAUUUCACGCUGUUUUAGAAAGGUACACUGAAUACGGAAGAGAACCGCUUGUUUUCAUUAAUACAGAAACCGGAAACUCGAGAAUAAUGCAAACUGUAUUCGGAGCGAAUGUUCGAGAAAAAUUUGGCAUCGAUUUAAUUAAUAUAUACGCAACAACACAAGUGGCGAUGAAGAAAACCUUAGAGCGAAUAUCGAAAAUUCUCAAUGGAAAAGCGAGUCAUUUUUUGAAUGUUACACAGGAAAAAAUAAACGAAACACUUGCUAAUAACAUCGGAGAUGUAAGAAGCGCCGUAUUAAAUCUUGUUUUCGCCUCAUUAAAGGUACCCGACAGCGUAACGAAAAGUACAUGCGAGGUGCGAGAGGAAACUUUAACUCUACUUCAUGGAAUUGGAAGAGUUAUAAAUCCAAAAAGAAUUAACGAGGGAAAUUCUACAAAAUUCUUUCAUAAUCCUGACGAUAUUGCAGCAUUUUUUCAAUCGCAAGCCGCAAAUUUCGUUCAUUUUCUACAUGAAAAUUAUUUAAAUACAAUGCGAGAUAUCGAACGCGCCGAAUUAAGUUCCGAUAUUUUGAGUGCAGCCGAUGUUCUAACAUCCGAAUGGCGGGAUUUGAAUUUAAACAAAGUGUCAUUAUCAUUUUGUGUCAGAGGAUUAAUGGUUGCAAAUAAUAAUCCCGUGUGCGGUUGGAAUCCAGUCAAAAAACCACAAAACGCUUUUUUGAAAACAGAUAGAAAUUUAGCUUCUGCAGAAAUUUCCUGGUAUAAAUCAUUGAUAGAUCAAAACUUAAAAAAAUCCAAUGAAGGAGAAAUGGAAAAUGCAGUUGUUGAUGAGGAAACAAUAAUUGAAGAUGUUGAUUAGUCACUUGGUCAUUUUCUUCUUAUUUUUGGUGUUAUAAUAUUGUAUUUUUUAUAUUUUCUAUAAAAUAAAACGACAAAUCUUA
Leptopilina heterotoma is the source of this 1690-nucleotide messenger RNA. RefSeq names its product cell cycle checkpoint protein RAD17 (gene Rad17). NCBI's taxonomy places the organism in Eukaryota, Metazoa, Arthropoda, Insecta, Hymenoptera, Figitidae. The record is from RefSeq and is a predicted model, not a curated record. Gene Ontology annotation, molecular function: chromatin binding. The transcript is spliced from 9 exons. The coding region runs from base 190 to 1608 and encodes 472 amino acids. Gene Ontology annotation, biological process: DNA damage checkpoint signaling; DNA repair; mitotic DNA replication checkpoint signaling.